AUGCCCCAGAACGUGGUCCUCCCAGGCCCUGCGCCCUGGGGCUUCAGACUUUCGGGGGGCAUAGACUUCAAUCAGCCUUUGAUCAUCACCAGGAUUACUCCAGGAAGCAAGGCAGCAGCUGCCAACCUCUGUCCUGGAGAUGUCAUCCUGGCUAUCGAUGGCUUUGGUACGGAGUCCAUGACUCAUGCUGAUGCGCAGGACAGGAUCAAAGCAGCCGCACACCAGCUGUGUCUCAAAAUUGACAGGGCAGAAACUCGCUUAUGGUCUCCACAGGUAUCUGAAGAUGGGAAAGCUCAUCCUUUCAAAAUCAACUUAGAGUCAGAACCACAGGAUGUGAACUACUUUGAACACAAGCACAAUAUUCGGCCCAAACCUUUCAUAAUCCCAGGCCGAAGCAGUGGAUGCAGCACUCCCUCCGGUAUUGACGGUGGCAGUGGACGUAGCACCCCGUCUUCUGUCAGUACUCUUAGUACCAUUUGCCCAGGUGACUUGAAAGUUGCUGCUAAGAUGGCCCCUAACAUUCCUUUGGAAAUGGAACUUCCUGGGGUGAAGAUUGUACAUGCUCAGUUUAAUACACCUAUGCAGUUGUACUCAGAUGACAAUAUUAUGGAAACACUUCAGGGUCAGGUUUCAACAGCUCUAGGGGAAACACCCUCGAUGAGUGAACCCACAGCCUCGGUACCCCCCCAGUCAGAUGUGUACCGGAUGCUCCAUGACAAUCGGGAGGAACCUACACAGCCUCGCCAGUCAGGCUCCUUCAAGGUGCUCCAGGAAUUAGUGAAUGAUGGUUCAGAUGACCGUCCUGCUGGAACCCGAAGUGUGAGAGCUCCUGUUACCAAAGUCCACGGUGGUGCUGGCAGUGCUCAGAGGAUGCCACUCUGUGACAAAUGUGGGAGUGGCAUUGUUGGUGCGGUUGUGAAGGCCCGGGAUAAGUACCGGCAUCCUGAGUGCUUCGUGUGCGCAGACUGUAACCUCAACCUCAAACAGAAGGGCUACUUCUUCGUGGAGGGGGAGCUCUACUGUGAAACUCACGCAAGAGCCCGCACGAGGCCUCCGGAGGGAUACGACAUGGUUACUCUGUAUCCCAAAGCUUAAGUCCCCUGCAGCCGGAGCAGGCUCGCAUGCACGCACCCACGCACAUUCGCACGCAAGGAAUGGCUUUGGGUAGGACCAUGGCAACUGUCAACUCCGAACCUAAAGCCAAAGCUUUUAGAUGUUUAUUGGAGGGGGAAAAAAAGGGAAGACAGAUGCCUGCUCUAUGACAAAAACAUACGUUUAGCUAUGUUUUGCAACUCUUUUUAUCUUUGGGGGAUAGCAAUAAUAACAUUUAGAGCAAUAUUUUUUUUUGUAUGUCGUGCUUCAGAAUUUGCAUUUAUAACAUGAUCAUUCAAAGCAUAAACAUCAAGAUAUUUGGGGGAGUCGAGUUAUCUUUCCUAGACAAGUUGAUUUUGGAAAUUGUGCUAAAUACAAAACAAUAGUCUUGUAUUCUAACAUAAUUUGCAACUGUCUGUAUCUGUUUUAAUUAUUAGCAUGCAUGUCCAAAUUCCCAGGAUUUCUCUGGUUUCAUAUUCAAACAUCUAUAUCACUGAAUGCAACAAACAUAAUAAAUAUGUAAAAUGUUUUUAAAAUA
Messenger RNA from Marmota flaviventris (yellow-bellied marmot), 1630 nucleotides. RefSeq names its product PDZ and LIM domain 3 (gene Pdlim3). Gene Ontology annotation, cellular component: stress fiber; filamentous actin; adherens junction. Gene Ontology annotation, molecular function: muscle alpha-actinin binding; actin binding. The record is from RefSeq and is a predicted model, not a curated record. NCBI's taxonomy places the organism in Eukaryota, Metazoa, Chordata, Mammalia, Rodentia, Sciuridae. Gene Ontology annotation, biological process: heart development; muscle structure development; actin cytoskeleton organization.